This is a messenger RNA of Kickxella alabastrina, 1158 nucleotides long. RefSeq names its product porphobilinogen deaminase. NCBI's taxonomy places the organism in Eukaryota, Fungi, Kickxellomycota, Kickxellomycetes, Kickxellales, Kickxellaceae. Gene Ontology annotation, cellular component: cytoplasm. The transcript has 4 exons. Gene Ontology annotation, biological process: heme biosynthetic process. Gene Ontology annotation, molecular function: hydroxymethylbilane synthase activity. The record is from RefSeq and is a predicted model, not a curated record. Bases 160 to 1143 code for a protein of 327 amino acids.
GUGGCGACGGAAAAAAUAUAUUUCUUUGGCGCUGCAAUUAAAUCUUCCUCUUUUGCCUUUUUCCCUUGCACUUACUUUGGCUUUGUUAUCUUUUUUUGCUCUUUUAUCUUUCAACAAUCACCCCCUUUUAAACACUUCUUUUCUUAUUUCAAACAGCCCAUGCCCGUUUCGUCAACACACGGCUCCCCGCAGGUUCUGCGCAUCGGCACGCGCGACUCCAAGCUGGCUCUCAUCCAAACACACCUGGUCGUCGAACUGAUCCAGGCAGCGCACCCGGGGCUGGUAAUUGAGGUUGAGACAAUGAAGACGAUCGGCGACAAGAUCCAAGACUUCGGCGACAAGGGGCUCUUCACCAAGGAGCUGGAGACAGCUCUCGAGGCCAAGGCAAUCAACAUGAUCGUCCAUUCCCUCAAGGACAUGCCGACGCACCUGCCGCCCAACAUGAAAAUACUGGCGAUCACCGAGCGCGAAGACCCUCGGGACGCCGUCAUCAUGCACAAGUCCAACCAAGGGCAGCUCCUAGAGGACCUUCCGGAGGGCAGCGUCAUCGGCACCGGCAGUGUGCGACGGGUGGCGCAGCUCCGGCGGCUGUACCCGCACCUGCGGUUCGCGGACAUCCGCGGCAACUUGACAACACGCAUGGCCAAGCUGGACGCUGCAGACUCGCCAUUUGCUGCGCUGGUCCUCGCGGUGGCCGGCAUGCGGCGGCAAGGCAUGGGCGCGCGCAUCUCGCAGUCGCUCGACGCCGUGCUGUAUGCCGUCGGCCAGGGCGCGCUGGGCAUCGAGGUGCUUGAGAACGACACAGACACGCAGGCACUGCUGCACGGAUGCCUCGACCACAGGGCUACACGCCUGGCUUGUCUGGCUGAGCGUGAGCUUAUGCGGAGGCUUGAGGGCGGGUGCUCGGUGCCGAUUGGUGUCACUACGGCGUGGUGUGCAGCGGACGAGCUGCGCCUGUGCGCGGUUGUUGAGGUGCGCUUGCAGGCGCAGGCCGCUGUGGCUAGCGACGCUGACGCUGAGCGCUUGGGCGCUCGCUUGGCCCAGGAUAUGUGCGCGGCCGGCGCCAGCCGCAUCCUCGCUGCCAUCCACCACCCGCCACCGCCGUCGGCCGAGGUGGUUGCGCAGGCGGCAGUAAGAAAGUAGAUUCUCAAAUCCACA